GCCACCUACCUGCAGGAGGGCUCUCGGGUUGUCCAGCUCUGCAACAUGAACAUCAACAUCACUGGUGAAAGUCACAAAAUAGCCUCAACUUGAGGAAUCACAGAAAGGGGCCCAUUUCUAUGGGGGAGAAGGGAAUUAAAGAAAGUUGUCACUGUGAGUGGAGCCAUCUCUCAAAAUGUGCCCCCUACACUUCUGACCUGUCCACACCCCAAGAUGGCCUGAGGAAUACUUGAAAAUGCUGUGCACAAAAGUCUUUGGAAAAAAACAUGAAAGCACCUCCAAUUCCCCUCUCUUUCUACCCAUCACCUCCAUGUCUCUGUCAAUUCUUCCCAGAGGCCCUCCUGAACCUGUCCAUCUGGCACCCCAACCAGAGCACCAGCAGGAGAGAUGUCCUGAGCCACAUGCAGAAAAUGGCUCUGUUCAAGCUCGAGAGCUACUGGCUGCCCAACUUUUACACCCACGCCAAGACUGUGCUGGCCAAAGAGGCGGCGUGCCGGGGCCUGAUGCAGGAGUACGAGACGCGCCUGUGCAGCGUGUGCUGCAACUACUUGGGUGAGCUCCCUCUCAACAUGAGCGUCAGGCGGGGCCCCUGCCCACAGAAGCGCUACUCCACCAGGAGGGCCAAGAGGAAGAUGUGGCAACUGCUGGACCGCACCUCCUGGUUUAUAGACACAGAGCCCCAGGCAGACAGUGGCCCUCUGUCCUCCCAGGAGCCCUAUCCCAGGGAGGAGGAAGAGGUCCUGGAAAAGACCUCUUCCAAGGGGAACAACCCCUGUGCCCUGGGCAGGGAGCUGCUCCGCGCUGAAAAGGCCCGCGCCAAGGAGAAAGCCAAGAGCCAAUUGCACAUGGAGGGCUUAUUUGACAGGAACUUCACCUACCUGAGGACUGUCACCCCAUUCAUCAACCACACAGCCCACGUGACCAUCAAGAAGGCCAGCCGGCGAAGCCUCAACCUGGACUUCACCCGUUGGGCCCUGUGUGCCGACGCCUAUGCCGGCAGCCCCUUCCGCCACCACCUGAAGAAGCAGAACCUGAAAGUGGAGGUGCGCCUCCUGGACCUGUGGCAGGACCUGCAGAGCUUCCUCCGGAUCCUGGUGAAGAACCGGGAGACAGGCCAGGCCGUCAUCCGCUACAUACUGGGCAGUCGCAUCUGCAACCUCUACCUGCAAGAGGAGACCGGCCCCAAGCUGCCGCUGCAGUCCCAGACCAUCAGAGGCCUGAAGGAGCUGCUGUACUCUGGGAAUGUGAACCCCUGGAUUCCCAAGGCCCAGGAGGAGAUCUGCAAGAUGCUCAGCCACUGCUACGACGAUUUCCUGGAUGAAGAGGACUACUGGUUUCUCAUUUUUUCAACUCAGAGCAGUUUCAGCAGUUCCCGGUGGAACCAGAGUAAUUGUGUGAAGAAAGAAGAGAACAUGCUUCUGUAUCAGAGGCUCCAGGAAGCUCUAGAGCUAAGCCAGGGGUUGAGCCACCUGCAAGAGAUGGACUCUGAUCAGUGGCAAAGUUUGGCCAAAGAGGACCUGAGGCAGAAGGGCUCCCUCUGGGUGCAACUGACAUCUCCAGUGUUUCUAGUAGAUAUAGAGAAAAUGUCCUUUGAGGAACUCUGCUAUAAGUACCCAAAGAUUGCCAUAGAGAAGAUGAGCAAUGACUACAAACUAUACUGUAAGAAAGCACCUAAAAUAGAUAUAAAAGUGGAUAUCAUCAGAGAGCCAAAGGCAGCUUCAUCCUCUUCAAGAAAAAUGUCCUACAUGAAAAAGAUAAGGAAGCCCUCGAUAAGGCCCCGAAACUUGACAGAGGUCCUUCUAAAUACACAACACCUGGAGUUCUUCCGGGAGUUCCUCAGAGAGCGGAAGGCAGAAAAUCCGCUGCAGUUCCUGGUGGCCAUUCAGAGGAUCAGCAUGGAGACAAAUGAAAAGACCUACAAUUCUCUCUCUGACAAUAUAGUGAAGACUUUCUUCCAUGGCAAAGCUUCUCCUGAAGAAAUGCUGCAAUGUGACACCCCUUUUAUAAAAGAAAUUUCUGAGAUGAGUCAUAUCAGCACAACCUCACUGUUGAUGCUCCAAAACCACGUCAUGAAGUCUCUGGAAGAAAAGUGGUUUAAAGAUUAUCAAGACCUGUUUCCAACUCCUUCUUUGGAUACGGAACCUGAAGUCAAAAUUUUGCCCAAGAAGCCUUCAAGGACUGUAAUGACCUACUUCCAGGACACCCAGAAAAGAGGCUGGAUGAAGAUGAUCUGCUUUAUCAGGAGUUUUUGCAAGUACCGCAGAUUUAUGACUGACCCUAAAAAACGCCAAGAAUUUGAAGAUUACCUUCGUCUGGAAGUUUUCAAUACCAAAGAGAAUUUCUCCUCACCUGCAUCGGGGCGCACGGGGGCGAAUACCAGCAGCAGCCGCAGUGCAGACCAUGAGAAUGGAGAGUCAGUCCUCGUGAGGCGCCGGAUCUAUGGCCAUAGGAUUAUCGUGGUCAACUUUGCCAUCAAUGAUUUAUAUUUCCUUUCAGAAAUUGAGAAAUUUAAUGAUUUGGUGAGUUCAGCUAAUGUGCUGCAAGUCAACCGGGCCUACAACCAGAAUGAUAUACUUCUAAUGCGUGCCAAAAUCAACAUCAUCCUAAAGCUCUACCUGCAUUGUGACACCGCUCCAAAACUGAGGGUGAACAUCAGUGAUUCCCAGAAGGAAGUCAUUCUCGCUGCCAUUGCAGAGGGCCAGCUAAGCCGGAGCAUCUUCUAUGGGGCCAUCAUGUCUGUCUUCCCUGUCAUUAUGUACUUCUGGAAAAGGUUUUGUUCCUGGAAGGCAUUGCGCUCUUACUUCCAUUACAAGGGGAAGAAGUUCAAGGAUAAAAGGUCUCCUCCGAAGCCUGUGUAUAAGGCCCCUCCUACGAGUGGAGGAGACCACCCCAUCUUGAAAUUCACCCUUCUCAGAGGGCUUGAGUGGUUUCGGCCUCAACAACGGGAAGUCAUACCAAGUUCAGUCCAAAACUUCAAAAAUGUUCUGUCACCAAAAAGGAAAAGAAGUAAUUCAGGUGGGUCCCCCACUGAAGAGCACCAUCUCUCAAAUGCCUCCUCAUACUGACAGGAGCUUUCCUGGUCAGAAUUCAUGAAAUGCUCUGGUACCAUCUGCCCUGGAAAGGUCAGAGAGUGGUGACAGCCAAUACGUGGCAGGACUGGACUACAGUAAGAGACGGGAGAGAGCAUGAACAGAAGCCCCUCCACCUCCUGGAACCAGGGGGUCCUGUGGGAGAUGAUGCUUCCUUUAUGGCGAAGUGCAACUGGACACUCUACUCUUUGAGUCUAGAGAGAUUUGUGUUCAAGUCUCACUCUACAGCUCUCAGACCUUGAACAAACUCUGAAUUAGGGUUAUGGAGAUUCCCCUAACAAAUGAAAGCAACUGUCCUGAAAUAUUCUAGAAGCAAAGUGCUAUGAUUUGUUUGUUUAAAAGGGUGUCAAUGGUUUGCAUACAGUACAGUUGUUGACACCUGAGUAUAAUCUUUCAUUUUCCUGUGAUAAGUGUCUGCAAUAUCAUCACCAACCUAGGUUCCCUUCUACCUUCAUGCAUCAGGACCCCAUCUCUACCCCUUACUUUCCAAAGUGCUGUUUUCAUCCUCAGUGACAGAUGGGGUCUGUCUUUGAAAGCUAUUGAUAGCAUGUCUUCUUUGAACAGUGACUCACAUUCCAUCAUCUCAGCAAAUCCUCACUA
Messenger RNA from Erinaceus europaeus (western European hedgehog), 3689 nucleotides. RefSeq names its product regulator of G protein signaling like 1 (gene RGSL1). NCBI's taxonomy places the organism in Eukaryota, Metazoa, Chordata, Mammalia, Eulipotyphla, Erinaceidae. The coding region runs from base 267 to 3065 and encodes 932 amino acids. The record is from RefSeq and is a predicted model, not a curated record. The transcript is spliced from 16 exons.